AUGCCAUCCAAGUGGAUGACUUCAAAUUCCUGCAACGCGGCUAUUUCGCAGCGACCGGCCGACAUGAAAAUCGGCAUGCAUCUAUAUCGCGGGAACUAUCGAAGACAGUGGUUCGCGUCCGGCGGGUAUGAGCAGAUCGCCGAGGUGCUCUUCCAGCAGAUCGACGUCGAUGUCUACUUCUUGGAAUUUGAUGACGAGCGCUCUGGUGACUUCAAGGGUAUUUGA
Molecule: messenger RNA, 225 nt
Organism: Penicillium cinerascens
Lineage: Eukaryota; Fungi; Ascomycota; Eurotiomycetes; Eurotiales; Aspergillaceae
Exons: 1
Coding region: 1-225 (74 amino acids)
Source: RefSeq, a predicted model, not a curated record